Molecule: messenger RNA, 3716 nt
Organism: Chrysemys picta bellii (western painted turtle)
Lineage: Eukaryota; Metazoa; Chordata; Testudines; Emydidae
Gene: SFMBT2
Product: Scm like with four mbt domains 2
Biological process (GO): negative regulation of DNA-templated transcription
Cellular component (GO): nucleus
Molecular function (GO): histone binding; chromatin binding; transcription corepressor activity
Source: RefSeq, a predicted model, not a curated record
UACUUAAACUUCUUGCACCCUAUGAUGGCAGUCAUUGGGGGAGGUGGGAGGCGGGAUUGCAACCAACUAUAAUUGGCAAAGAAAAUCUUGCAACGGCUGGAAAAGGUCAUUGAAGGAGUUGGCUGCAAAAAUAUAAUCUAAAAAGAGUGGCAGGCAUGCGCAGUGCGAGGAUGCCAUAUUGGAAUGAGUCUGUAGUAAGUGAGAGAGAGAGAGAGACGGAUCGCCUCUUCUGAACUGAGCUGAAGGGUCUUUGCCAUUUUAGACACUGGGGGGGAAAAACUUCACCCAGGACAUUUUUGUUACAUGAUGAAUUAGGAAAGGAAGAAAUCUUACUGUGAGCAAUGGAAACUAGGAUGUCUUUGAUUUCCGCCACGCAAGAGACUCAACAUCUAUCCCAGGAAAAGGGUCAGAGUCCAGCCAAUGGGAACAGAGAACAGUUUGAUUCAGAUGAAGGUUCUAGCAUCGAGGAGACCGACUUCAACUGGGAUGAAUACUUGGAAGAAACGGGAGCAAGCGCUGCUCCUCACACCUCGUUCAGACACGUUGAAAUCAGCCUUCAGAGCAGUUUCCAACCAGGGAUGAAGUUAGAAGUGGCCAACAAGAACAAUCCGGACACCUAUUGGGUGGCUACGAUCAUUACAACGUGUGGGCAGCUCUUGUUGCUACGUUACUGUGGCUAUGGAGAUGAUCGCAGGGCAGAUUUCUGGUGCGAUGUGAUGACCGCUGACCUUCAUCCAGUGGGCUGGUGUACGCAGAACAGCAAGGUGCUGAUGCCUCCAGAUGCAAUCAAAGAGAAGUACACCGACUGGACGGCGUUUCUUAUACACGAUCUGACAGGCUCCCGAACGGCACCUGCAAAUUUACUGGAAGGCCCUCUGCGAGGAAAAAACCCUGUAGACCUCAUUACAGUUGAUUCCUUAAUAGAGCUGCAGGAUUCCCAGAACCCUUUUCAGUACUGGAUAGUUAGUGUGGUUGAAAAUGUUGGAGGAAGAUUACGCCUUCGCUAUGUGGGAUUGGAGGAGACUGAAUCCUAUGACCAGUGGUUGUUUUACUUGGAUUGCAGACUUCGACCAGUCGGUUGGUGUCAAGAGAAUAAAUACAGAAUGGACCCACCUGCAGAAAUCUAUUCUCUGAAGAAUAUAUCUGAGUGGAAAUGCGCUCUGGAAAAAUCCCUUAAUGAUGCAGCAAAGUUUCCUCUUCCAAUGGAAGUAUUCAAGGAUCAUGCUGAUUUGAGGAGCCACUUCUUCACAGUGGGGAUGAAGCUGGAGGUGGUGGGCAUGAGGGAACCCUUUAAUAUCUGUCCUGCAUCAGUGACUAAGGUUUUUAACAAUCAUUAUUUACAAGUGACCAUUGAUGACCUGAGACCCGAACCCAGCAAAAUCUCAAUGCUCUGCCAUGCUGAUUCCUUAGGGAUCUUACCAGUACAAUGGUGCCUUAAAAACGGAGUCAAUCUCACACCUCCCAAGGGUUACUCUGGCCAGGACUUUGACUGGGCAGAUUAUCAGAAGCAAUGUGGAGCAGAGGCAGCUCCUCACUUUUGCUUUAGAAACACAUCCUUCAGCCGGGGCUUUACUAAGAAUAUGAAGCUGGAGGCUGUGAACCCCAGGAACCCUGCUGAAAUAUGCGUUGCUUCUAUCACCUCAGUUAAAGGAAGGUUAAUGUGGCUUCACCUGGAAGGUUUACAGACGCCUGCUCCGGAGUAUAUAGUUGAUGUAGAGUCGAUGGACAUUUUCCCAGUUGGCUGGUGUGAAGCAAAUGCUUACAACCUCACGCCGCCCCACAAAGCAGUUUUGCGAAAGAAGAGGAAGAUUGCAGUGGUGCAACCAGAAAAGCACAGGUUGCCAUCCGCAGUGCCUGUUGAGAAAAUACCUCAUGACCUUUGCCCAGUCCCUCAGCCAGACACAACAGGUACCGUCAAUGGGCGAUACUGCUGCCCCCAGCUCUUCAUCAAUCAUCGCUGCUUCUCAGGUCCAUAUUUAAACAAAGGGAGAAUAGCAGAGCUACCUCAGUCUGUUGGGCCUGGCAAGUGUGUGCUAGUGCUUAAAGAGGUUCUUAGCAUGGUAAUCAACGCAGCUUACAAACCAGGCAGCGUUCUCCGAGAACUGCAGCUAGUUGAAGACCCGCACUGGAAUUUUCAGGAGGAAACACUCAAGGCAAAAUACAGAGGGAAAACGUACAGGGCAACAGUCAAGAUUGUGCGAACGUCUGAUCAAGUGGCAGAUUUCUGCAGAAGAGUCUGUGCAAAAUUGGAGUGCUGUCCAAAUUUGUUUAGCCCUGUGCUGGUCGCCGAAGUCUGCCCUGAGAACUGCUCCGUUCAUACCAAAACGAAAUACACCUAUUAUUAUGGGAAGAGGAAAAAAAUCAUUAAGCCUCCAAUUGGGGAAAAUAACAACAUGAAAAGUGGACACAUCAAACCAGCAAGACGCAGAAAGAGGCGGAAAUCCAUUUUUGUGCAGAAGAAAAGGAGGUCGUCAGCUGUCGAUUUUAACGCUGUGGGAUCUGCAGAGGAAAGCGAAGAGGAGGAGCCAGAUGCUAUGGAAGAUGAGACAGGGAGCGAAGAAACAAGCUCAGAGCUACGUGAUGACCAGACUGACACCUCCUCUGCUGAGGUACCUUCAGCCCGACCAAGAAGAUCAGUGACAUUACGGAGCACCACGGAGUCAGACAGACCCGCUCCCAUCGAGAGAGCUAGAAGGGGACGCAAAACACAGUGUCUCUCGUACCCUGAAGGAGAGAAGUGCACUCAAGUCAAGGAAGAAAUAAAGCAAGAAGAGGAAGAGAAACUCAUCCUCGACAGCAAUCCAUUGGAGUGGACAGUGACUGACGUUGUGAGGUUUAUUAAAUUGACAGACUGCGCUCCCCUAGCCAAAAUAUUUCAGGAACAGGACAUUGACGGCCAAGCACUCCUGCUACUGACGCUCCCAACAGUGCAAGAAUGCAUGGAGCUGAAACUUGGCCCAGCCAUCAAGUUGUGUCACCAGAUCGAGCGAGUAAAAGUUGCUUUCUAUGCACAAUACGCCAACUGACUCUACUGCUCCUUGCAUUUCCUUCUCCUCUCUCUUUUUUUUUAUUUUUAACGUUACAAUUCACUUGGGUUUUUCCUCAAAACACGUGGAAUUGGAAGCUCGGAGACACCUCCUGUUAAAAAAACAAACAAAAAUCCAAGUGGAAUGAAUCUUUCCGUAUUUGUAAAGCACAUUGAAGUAUUGCUGCCGUCUCUUCUUGUGAAACUCUCCAAGAGUGUUAUAUUGUGGGGGAGCAAGGCCAUAAUAUAGCAGAAGGUUUUAUCUUUUUUUUUAAAAAAGAACAAGCUUUCCUACAAACGGCAAACACAUUCCAUAGGGAAAAUGUUCAAGCAUUUAUCGCUGAUUGUGGUGUCUUGAGGUCAAUUGCUGGACAUAAACGAUCCCUUCGGUGAUUCCAAAACACUUCUUUCAUAUUGAAAUGUGAGUGAUCGUUGUUCAAGUGACCCAUGGCUUCCUGCAACUUUGAUCUUAAUGAUUGAUGUGUUUUUUUUUCUUUUCAGUCUUACAAAGAAAGAGAUAUAACAGUGAUGCAAUAAGGAACAUAUUAUCAAAUGAUUUUUAAAUGGGAAAUCCAAACCAUGCUCUCUGUUGUAUUAGUCAUAAAUACAAUGAUCUAAAAGGCGUGCAUAGUACCCAGGAACUCUUCCCAAGCCCAAUAUAGCUAUGUACAGUAAACGGAUUGUCUCUGUG